AUGAUGGAGAAGGAUGAGGUGAGCAAGACCGAAGAGAUGGAAGAGACGGAAGAGACGGAAGAGACGAUAGAGAAGGAAGAAACGGAAGAGAUGGAAGGGAGGGAAGAGACAAUAGAGACGGAAGAGAUGGAAGAAACGGAAGAGAUGGAAGAGAUGGAAGAGACAAAAGAGAUGGAAGAGACGGAAGAGAAGGGACAGAAGCGAUGGAGGAGAUGGAAGAGACAGAAGAGACGGAAGAGAUGGAAGAGACGAAAGCAAUGGAAAAGACGGAAGAGGCAGAAAAUACGGAAGAGACAGAAGAGACAGAAGAAACGGAAGAGACGGAAGACACAGAAAAGACUGAAGAGAUGGAAGAGAAGGAAAAGACAGAAGAGAAGGAAAAGACGGAAGAGACGGAAGAGACAGAAUGGACAAAAAAGACGAUGCAGUAAGAAGGGAUCAAGAGGAGGACAAAAUAAAGUAGUGAAGGGAGGAAAGGACAGCGAAAGUGUCGGGAGGUGGAACAAGGUAAGAAGGAGGGAGUAUGAAGGGGCGAGGGAAAGUGAAGAAAGGAGAAAAUGGCGUGGGAAUUGGGGAAGGAAGGUGGUUCAGGUCAUUGAGGAGUUUGUCAUGGGAUACCAUGUCGAAGGCUUUAGAUAG
Molecule: messenger RNA, 639 nt
Organism: Eurytemora carolleeae
Lineage: Eukaryota; Metazoa; Arthropoda; Copepoda; Calanoida; Temoridae
Product: protein PXR1-like
Exons: 1
Coding region: 1-639 (212 amino acids)
Source: RefSeq, a predicted model, not a curated record